Fonsecaea multimorphosa CBS 102226 is the source of this 1548-nucleotide messenger RNA. RefSeq lists its product as uncharacterized. The record is from RefSeq and is a predicted model, not a curated record. The coding region runs from base 1 to 1548 and encodes 515 amino acids. The transcript has a single exon. Gene Ontology annotation, cellular component: Ctf18 RFC-like complex. NCBI's taxonomy places the organism in Eukaryota, Fungi, Ascomycota, Eurotiomycetes, Chaetothyriales, Herpotrichiellaceae. Gene Ontology annotation, biological process: mitotic sister chromatid cohesion.
AUGUCCACCACUUCCUCCUCGCAACCUCUCGCCUUUCCUCCCGUCGCAGUCUCUUCAACCCAUCCCCAGCAGAGUCUCCGCCUGCUUGAGCUGCCAGCCGAACUGCUCGACGUGGUCGAGGCGCAGAUAAAGAACCCGAGUAAGAGGAGGAAACUGUGGUUUAAAUCUUCGAGGGAUAUUGGAGGUUCCGGUCCGACCCAGGGCCAGCGACUCCCUGGGGGAUCCAACAGAGGCAUCAAUUCUCAGGCUGCUGCGGCGGCGGCGGGGGAGGGGAAGGAAGGGUUUCUGCACCUCUGCACCGACGACAAGAUCUGGGCUGUCAAGCAGGUCAGCACGAGUAAUAGCGUCUAUGUUACCCAGACGUGUCCACCACAGAAGCAGGGCGGCGGGGGUGGAGACAACGACAAGGAUGGGACUGGAGAUACCCCGAUGGCUGGGGCGGAAGAGCAAGCGAAUGUAGUUAGGUUGGCUAUGGCUGUGGCUGCCGGUAGCAGAGGUGGGAUCACGACGAAGGCACAAGUGAAGAAUGUUCUCGAGUUAAUCGAGGUGAAAGCGGAUGAACGAGAGAUUGAGCGAAGGGUUUAUGAUAUGGUUCCUGUAUAUCAUGACGUGGAGGAUGAUAACAGCCCUCUUGAUCAAGGCCAUCAAGGCGGGAUGACUCGACACGAAGCGGUAUCAACGAGGGACGUUGUCGACAACAUUGCCGCACCGACGAGGCUGAUACGGGAUGUGAUGAGGAAGUCAUUCAUCUUCGGGCUACCCCAGCCGACGACGCGAAAGGGCGAGAGACACGAUGAGGAUAUGGUAUAUUUACCCACUCCGGCCCUGCUGCUCCGGCAUUGGAAGGAUUUCCUGCAGCAGUGCAACAUCUCAGGGAUCCACCUCGAGAAGAACGACAACGUUCUGUCUGGAAAGGACCUCCGGGCCGUGCUCGACGGACUGGCUGAAGCUGAAGAGACGGAAGCGGCACGCUCGUUGGCUCUGAACGUCACAAUGGCCAUCUUGCGCCGAUUUACAGAUGGGAUGGAAGACGCUGAUGUUCCCAUGCUGCUCAAUCUAGGCCUGAGCCUAUACUCGCCAGAUCACGACCGACUACUCAGCGAUGCAAGACUGAAAUUCAACCCCAGCCUCACCCGGGAAAUGGUCGGCCGCUGGCUCCUCGCGUGCCACGCCCGGCGAAAGUCAUCAUCACUCUCAAACACCUCGUCCGACAUAUCGAGUCACGGUGCGGGGAGAACCAUGCGCGUCGACGAAUUCCUGACAGAGUGGACACAACUCCUUCCCGACUCCUGGGCCGCCGAAUGCGAUCUCACCAGCCUGAUCUCAUCCGUCGAUGGCGCCGACACGGCCACAGAUGGCCAAGGUGUACAAGUCCUGAGAUUCGAGGCAGCUGGCUCUCUCCCCCAUCCUCUGGCGACUUCUUCCGCUGCUGCCGUGGGUAGUACUACCCUCGCAAAGGAUGCGCAGAACCAGAACCAGAACCAGAAAAAGCGGAAAUGGCACGAGAAGUUCGGCGCGCAGAGGUCUAUUCCGGCCGUGAAGAGGUGA